Beta vulgaris subsp. vulgaris (sugar beet) is the source of this 1719-nucleotide messenger RNA. RefSeq names its product GATA transcription factor 19. Bases 265 to 1326 code for a protein of 353 amino acids. NCBI's taxonomy places the organism in Eukaryota, Viridiplantae, Streptophyta, Magnoliopsida, Caryophyllales, Amaranthaceae. Gene Ontology annotation, molecular function: protein binding; zinc ion binding; sequence-specific DNA binding. Gene Ontology annotation, biological process: regulation of DNA-templated transcription. The record is from RefSeq and is a predicted model, not a curated record. The transcript is spliced from 10 exons.
AGAAAGGAAGUGUGCUGCUGAAUAAAAAUCUGUAUUUGUCCCUUCAAAACCUGGAAUGUGGUCUCUUCUAUAGGCGACUUUAGCUCUGCAAACAAAAUCUAACUCUUCAAAUCUUUAUCCAUUUUUAGUUACUUACCCCUUCCCCACCACUUUCUCUUUCUCUCUCCUCGUCGUCUUCUCCAAAACCACCACUGAUUUUUUCUCCUUAUUCUGAGAAUUAGGGUUUUACAGAAGAGAGAGAAAUUCUUUCCGAAUGUUCCUAAAAUGGAGGUUUUAAACAAACACUUUGAAGAUCACAAUCAUCAACUCGCGCUAAUGGCGGAAGAUGACGUCGACGCUGACGAUUUCAGCGCCGGCGAAGACGCGCAUGUUAGCGUAGCGAUUCCUGGUAAUGUGGAUAGAGGUGAAGUAUUGUGCUCGCCUUCAUCUUCUGUUCCUUCAUCGUUGAUUCGGAGACGAACGAGUGAGCUUACUAUCGCAUUUGAAGGUGAAGUCUAUGUUUUUCCUGCUGUUACUCCUGAUAAGGUGCAAGCUGUUUUAUUACUCUUGGGAGGGUGUGACAUGUCAAGUAGUGUGCCUACAUCAGAGUUCUUACUUCAGCAGCAUAAUAUGACACUAGGUGAUCCUUCAUGUGGCCAAAAAAUCUCUCAUAGGAUUGCAUCUCUGGUUAGAUUUCGAGAAAAGAGGAAGGAAAGGUGCUUUGAUAAGAAAAUUCGUUACACAUGCCGAAAAGAGGUUGCUCAGAGGAUGCAUCGCAAAAAUGGACAAUUUGUCUCAUUGAAAGAUCGCUACAAACUCGCUGCUGCAAACUGGGAUCCUAUAGAUGGUACACCACCUCCAGAAUGUGUCCCACGCAGUUGUCAGAACUGUGGAACAAGUGAGAAGUCUACACCAGCUAUGCGCCGAGGUCCAUCUGGUCCGAGGACUCUUUGCAAUGCUUGUGGGCUAAUGUGGGCUAAUAAGGGAACGCUGAGAGAUCUUUCCAAGGUUGGGAGAAACAUACCAUUUCAGGGUGAUCCGGAUACUCAAAGUGAUGUAAAGCCUCUAGCCAUGGAGCCUGACAUUUCCUAUGCUAAUCAAGAAAUGCAGAGAAGCCCAGAGGAGGCAAAGCCUGUAGCUUCUGAAUCAGGGAAAACCUCAACUAGAGAAAAUGAGCAGGAUUUGCUGGAGAAUGAUGAAGCUAUUACAAAUGAUUCUGCAGGCUCCUUACAGAUUGGAUCAGUGAAUGUCACUGAGCAGGAGGCUCUAGAGGAAGUUACCAAUGAUUCAGGAACAGAAUUUGAGAUUCCUUCAGGCUUUGAUGAUUCAAUGGGAGCUUUCUACUGACUUAACUUAAUAUGAGAAGGCUGCAACACAUUUUUCAUUCACGUUGCGGUAACAAGCACUUCAAAAGUAGUCAGUACAUGUAUAUUAUUAGUAAUUAUACCUCAAAAGCUUACAGGACCGGGAAGCAAAUUUUCCAGGUUGAAUUUUGUCAAGGAUUCAAGAUCGAGCCAGUUGCUUACCUUGUGAAUUUGUUGUUUGUAAAGAGGAGGCUACUUCCCCUCAAUACAAACAUUAGAUUUUAUGUAAAAAGUUAGAAAGCGAAGAUAUGCGUAAGUACAAGGUGUAACCUGUAAGUUACCGAGCUUUUUUGUACAAGUUUUUCAGCUCAAGUUUUUUUGUAGCCUUGCGGUGCAAGGAACAUGUAAUGUAGUGCAAACACUGUACUGUCUUGAA